CUUUUUGUGUCAGGAAAUGACUGCCCUGCGCGGGCAGGUGGGUGGGGAGAUCAGCGUGGAGAUGGACGCUGCUCCUGGCAUUGACCUCACCAAGAUCCUGGCGGAGAUGCGGGAGCAGUACGAGAGCCUGGCGGAGAAGAACCGCAGGGACGCCGAGCAGUGGUUCUUUAGCAAGACGGAAGAGCUGAACCGGGAGGUGGCCAUCAACACGGAGCAGCUGCAGAGCGGCAAGACGGAGAUCACGGAGCUGCGGCGCACGAUCCAGAGCCUGGAGAUCGACCUGCAGUCGCAGCUCAGCACGGUACGAGGGCCGGGCUGGCGGCGGGGCCGCUCCGCUCCUGUGGGCCGGCCGCGGGUCCCGGGCAGGCGCCCCCGGGCUCGGGCUGAGGCUGGGCAAGGAGCGUCCCGCUGUGUCCGCUCUCGGCUGCUGCCUCUGCUGAGCCUCGUUGGGAAGGCGGCUGCAAAAUAA
Molecule: messenger RNA, 469 nt
Organism: Cyanistes caeruleus (blue tit)
Lineage: Eukaryota; Metazoa; Chordata; Aves; Passeriformes; Paridae
Source: RefSeq, a predicted model, not a curated record